GUAGGAGGAUGUCGGCGGCAGAGGACGCGCUGAUGAUUUUCUCCACCUUGGGGGAGGAUCCGUCCACGUAAUGCGAGGCAAACUCACCGCAUUUGCGGGCAUUAGCUUUUCCUCCUUCAGCCGCGGUGCAUCAGCAUAAUGAAGCCGCAGCUUGGAGAUGACCGUGGCACACUCGCACACAGCUAGAAGAGGAGACCGCUGCGCUUCGCUUUCAUUCGGAUGUUUUGCUGCGUUUUUUUUUUUUUCUUCUUCUUCUUUCUUCGUAAAGAGCGCAGACUGACUGUUUCUUAUUAAAGCCGUCAUCAUAAGAAGCAAAAAAAAGCCAACCCAAAACUAGAGGAUGAGCAGCAUCUCAAGGGUGAAAUCCAAGCGGACCGAGGUCAGACUCGGAGCGGAGAGAGAUCAUUUUGACAAGCAGCAGCUUAGCAGCAUCAGCAAAGCCAUCAAUUCCACAGAGACGCCUGUGAAGGAGAAACAUGCACGACGAAUCAUCCUGGGGACUCACAGGGAGAAGGGAGCUGUCACCUUCUGGUCCUACGCUCUGGGCUUCCCUUUUCCCAGCAGCUCCAUCCUUUGCUGGAAGUUCUGCCACGUGCUGCACAAAAUCCUGCGAGAUGGGCACCGCAACGUCCUACAAGACUGCACAAGACAUUACAGCUCUCUGAUUGAUAUUGGGGAAAUAUGGGGCAAUCUCCAUGACCGAUAUGGUCAGCUGGUGUCUCUGUACUCCAGGCUGCUCUGCACAAAACUGAAGUUUCACACGAAGCGUGGAGAUAUCCCAGCAAACCUGGAGAUCAAUGAUGAUGACCUGGAGCGCGCUGCAGGAACAGACAUUAAUAAUGUGUUCCAGCUCUCAGUGGAAGUGUUUGAUUACAUGGACACAGAGCUGCAGCUGGCUGAGACAGUGCUCCGACAGCUCAACACGUCCAUUGCCAUUUCCAGUCUCACGUCAAGCCAGUGUCGCCUGGCUCCACUCAUCCAGGUUAUCCAAGACUGCAGUCACCUCUACCACUUUGCCGUCAAGCUGCUUUUCAAGCUGCAUGCCUGUCUCCCUGCUGAUACUUUACAAGGACAUCGUGAUCGUUUCCAUGACCAGUUCCAUAAACUUAAGUCCUUCUUCAAUAAAACCAGAGACAUGACGUACUUUAAGAGACUGAUCCAGAUCCCCAAGCUGCCUGAUUCCCCACCUAACUUCCUGCAUGCAGCCUCACUGGCAAAACACGUGAAGCCAGUGGUGGUCAUCCCCGAUAUGGAUGAACCAGAGCAACAAGAUGACGAUGACGACGAACCAGAGCCACUUAUUGAUGUCAGCAACGUCACGACUUCCAGCCUACAGGCUCAACCGCAGCAGAUGGACAUAUUUGAUCAGGCCUUUGGGCCUCCAAAUGGAGGCUUUGAUGACAGAGACCUUCAGAUUGAGAGCCUGAAGCGGGACCUUGAACUGUUGAGAGCAGAGCUGGAGAGGGUGAAAGCUGAAGCUCAACGUUACAUCACACAGCUCAAAUCUCAAAUCAACAGUUUGGAGGCAGAGCUGGAAGAACAGCGUGCACAGAAACAACGAGCCCUUGUGGAAAAUGAACAGCUGCGCAUGGAGCUUGAGGCGACCCGCCACCGAAACGCGGAACACGAGAGCUUGCAGACCACCUUCAUCGAGGCUGAAAAAAGGGCACAAGCCACUGAGCAGCGGUACAAUAAGCUGAAGGAGAAGCACACAGAGCUGGUGACCAGCCAUGCUGAACUGCUCCGGAAGAGUGCAGACACUGUCAAGAUGCUGUCAGCAACCCAGCAGACCCAGGAAGAAGUUGAGCGGACCAAACACCAGAUGACCUUUGAGAUGGAACGGAUAAAGCAGGACUCUGACAUGAAGUUGGAAGAGCAGAGAUUCGAGAUGGAGAAGCUGAAGAGAGAACUGGAAGAGAAGAUCGCAGAAAUGACGCGCAUCAAGGCGACUCUACAGAGCAGCACGAAGACAUCGGAGCAAAUGAACAGCUCGAUGACAGCUCUGCAGGCGGAGAAGGAGCGUUUGAUGCGGUCUGUGAGCGAGAAGGAGGCGGAGCUGUCAUCACUGCGGCAGGCUACGCAGGUGCAGCAGUCAUCACUUCAGCAGGAGCGAGAUAGGACCAGCAGGGAGCUGGGAGAGCUGCAGGGAAAACUGAAGGAGAAGACAAGUCAGGAGGAGCAGAUGAAGCAGAAGCUUCUGGAGGAGCAGUUUGCCCUGCUGCAGGGUACCAUAACAGAAGCUGAGACCAUCAUCCAAGAUGCUGUUGCCAAGCUGGAUGAUCCCCUCCAUAUACGCUGCACCAGCUCUCCAGAUUACCUCAUAAGUCGAGCAGAGGCUGCACUGGGCUCCAUUGACAAAGUGAAAAAAGGCCAUGCAGAUUAUCUGAGAAACAUGAGUGAUGCUGGAGGGCUGCUGAGGGCUCUGACCCAGUUCUCUCACUUGACCGCGGACACAAUUAUUAAUGGCAGCGCUACUGCACACAUGGCACCCACUGACCAUGCAGACAAACUGACCGAGAACUGCCGAGGCUGUGGCGCUCAGAGUCUGCAGUUCUUGAAGGAGAUGAAGUCCAAGACCACACUGCAGAGAGCAGACCCAGCCACCAUUCGUAUAAUCAUACAGAAAAUCCUACACUUGGGUCAGGAGCUGCGGCCAAAAGGCAUGGAUGUUCGUCAGGAGGAGCUGGGAGACCUGGUUGACAAGGAAAUGGCUUCAACAUCAGCAGCUAUUGAGGAGGCGGUCCGUAGGAUUGAUGAAAUGAUGAAUCAGGCACGAAAAGACACAACAGGAAUUAAACUGGAGGUCAAUGAAAGGAUCCUUAAUAGCUGCACAGACCUGAUGAAGGCCAUCCGCAUGCUGGUCAUAUCCUCCACAGACUUGCAGAAGGAGAUUGUCGAGGGUGGGCGGGGCGCAGCCACUGUUAGGGAGUUUUAUGCCAAAAACUCUCGCUGGACGGAGGGACUCAUCUCUGCUGCCAAGGCUGUAGGAUGGGGAGCCACAGAGAUGGUAGAAUCUGCUGAUAAGGUGGUGUUGCACACGGGCAAAUAUGAGGAGCUGAUCGUCUGCUCUCAUGAGAUCGCCGCAAGCACAGCACAGCUGGUGGCGGCCUCAAAGGUUAAGGCAGAUCGCCACAGCAGGAAGCUGACAGUUCUCCAGCAGGCGUCUCGCCACGUGAAUGAAAUGGCAGCUAAUGUGGUGGCCUCGACAAAGACGGGCCAGGAGCACCUGGAGGAAAAAGAUACAAUGGACUUCUCUGGGAUGUCACUAAUUAAGCUGAAAAAAGAAGAAAUGGAGUCACAGGUGAAAGUGUUAGAAUUGGAGAACCAGCUGGGCAACGAGCGUCUGCGGUUGGGCGAGCUCAGGAAAAAGCACUACGAGUUGGCUGGAGUCCCUCUAGAGCAGUUUGACGAGGGGAACGGUGAAACUUCCUCGCUGGUCAAUCCUGUCAGCAUGUCACCAAAACUCUCCAAGCCCUCUCUCAUGAAGAAGCCUCCGCUGGCCCAGAAACCCAACAUCCCACCCAAAAAUGUGUUCAAAUGAAUGCCUGAGCAGUAGAUGAGAAGCACUACAGGAUAGUUGGACCAAGGAGGAGGAGGAAGGCCUUUUUGUGAACCUGCACUUCCUUUAAGUUGCACGCUGACAAUCCUCUGUGUUCCUGCUUCUCAUUGUCUCCUUUUCCUACUUUGUUUGUGUUUUUUGUUUUUUUUGCCAAAAUGGACCAGAAGUCUGAUGUGUGACCCUCCAUGCCUGUUAGGAAUAGGCUCUUUUUUUUUGACAUAACCUUUUAAUUUUAAUGUUAGGCAUCAAGAACAAAAAGGUAAAUUAUAAACUUUUUGGUUGUUAAAGUAUUUUUUUUUCUUCUCACUAUAAUUUUAAAUUAAACACUACUGCUGCUUUUUAAAAUCUAAACCUUGUUACCGACCACGAAUCAACAGCACGUCUCGGGCUGUUAGUGUUGAUCAUGUUUGGACCUCCCUUUUUUUUUUUUUUUUUUUUUUUUUUUUAUUUAAAACACUGUUUUGAAUGUUUGUCACAGAGCACAUCUCAGUGUACACUGUAUAAUUAUGUUGAGGUGGGUUAUAAAGGAAACUGGGGGAAUCACUUGCAUCCAUGUUGCUGCGAAAUUUUACAUACCUCUAAGCUUUGCCUUCAUGAUGGACGUUGUUUCUCUCAUGUGCAAAACGGCUUUCUUUCUCAACCGUACAAGAUUGUCUGUCUCAGAGGCCUUGAAUAGUGCUGCACCAAUGCAUUGAAUGACACCCGUAGAGACGUACAGUCUGUAUAGGAGUGUGCAACUCACACCAAGUAUAAUUUAUAUCUACACUCAUCUCUCUGAAUGCUCCUUUACUAGCAGAGAACCUGGAUGUUAUGUCAAAUAGAUAUUUAAUGAUCAUACACACAUACUGGAUGUAGGUGUGCUUAAUUAUCAAGUGCUUCUUUCAGGCUGAAUACGCAGAUUUAGGUUUAGUUAUUGUAUGAUAUCAAGGUGUUCAAGACCUCUCUGCCUCUGGGAGCCUUUUCUUACAGGGUCUUACAGGUUCUGCUCUUUUCCUCUGUAUGAAAUGUCUUUAUACACUCAGAUCUAUUAAUAUAUUUUAGUAAAGAUGCUGGUGGUUUUUCCUUGUAAGAUGAAUGAACAAUAAAUGUUUGAUUUUAA
This is a messenger RNA of Archocentrus centrarchus (flier cichlid), 4658 nucleotides long. RefSeq names its product huntingtin interacting protein 1 related b (gene hip1rb). Gene Ontology annotation, biological process: endocytosis; clathrin coat assembly; actin filament organization. The record is from RefSeq and is a predicted model, not a curated record. Gene Ontology annotation, molecular function: phosphatidylinositol-3,5-bisphosphate binding; clathrin light chain binding; actin filament binding. The transcript has 32 exons. Gene Ontology annotation, cellular component: clathrin-coated vesicle; cortical actin cytoskeleton. NCBI's taxonomy places the organism in Eukaryota, Metazoa, Chordata, Actinopteri, Cichliformes, Cichlidae. The coding region runs from base 341 to 3541 and encodes 1066 amino acids.